AUGUUUUUGGAAACGUCAACUUUUUUGCUGUACUCUCUACAUUUAUUGACAGCUUUCUCAUGUCCAUUACAACUACUUGGACUUUACUGUAUCUUAUUCAAAACUCCAAAAUCUAUGAGCUCUGUAAAGUGGAUAUUAUUCAAUUUUCACUUUUGGUGUCUGGUAUUUGACUUGGUACUUUGUGUUUUCAAUGUUCCAAUUAUACUUUUUCCUGCACUUGCUGGUGUGCCAUUAGGCAUUUUUACGACAAUUUUUAGAAUUUCAACUAUUUUUCAAGUUUAUAUAAUUUUCACGCUUCUUUUCAUGGUUUUUGACGCCAAUGUUUUGAUGUUUGAGAACCGAUUCUAUCAGUUAUUUGCGAAAAAAACAAUAUGGCGUUAUAUCCGUAUACCAAUAAUAUUGCUAAACUAUUUUCUCACGAUAACUUUCAUGAUUCCAAUUUGUUUUAAUACUCCUGAACAAUCAUAUGGCAUUAAAACGGUUCUCCAGCUUAUACCAAAGCUCCCGGACGAUAUUGCAUCCCUACCAAUAUACGUUUUAGCGACGGACUCUCGGCUAUUUCUAGCUGUGUUCAUAUUUCAGACAGUCUUUCUACUUUUGGAGUUUAUUCCAUUAGUUCUAAUUACUCAUUGGAACAUUUUCAAAUCAAUCAGAGAAUCAACACAUUCUGAACUAACCAUGAAACUACAGGAGAAAUUUCUGCACGCUGUCUAGGCCCAGACUGGAGCAUUUUUUCUUGCUUGCUUCAUCCCAUACGUGUAUAUUCUGACGUCUUGUUUGUCAGGAUAUUAUAAUCAAGCAGCGAACAACUUCAUUUUCAUUUUUCUUGCUCUGCACGGAGUUAUAUGCACACUUAUACUUCUACGGGCUCACAAACCGUAUAGAAACGCGUGUUUAGACAUUUUUCAGCUCAGUUGGUUGAGAAAAGUGUCUUCUGCAAGGCAGAUAAGAACUACGGUUUCUGUUUUGUUGUGA
Messenger RNA from Caenorhabditis elegans, 975 nucleotides. Lineage: Eukaryota; Metazoa; Nematoda; Chromadorea; Rhabditida; Rhabditidae. The record is from the annotation of a RefSeq genome assembly.